AUGUCUAUUGUCAAUAUAUUGUCUAUUGAUAUAUUGAAUAAUCCAGCUCCUUUUCUAUCACCUUAUGAGUUUGAAAUUACGUUUGAAUGUUUAGAAUCUCUAAAAAAUGAUUUAGAAUGGAAAUUAACUUAUGUUGGUUCAGCAACUUCUACAUUACAUGAUCAAGAACUUGAUAGCCUUUUAGUUGGACCUAUACCCAUUGGAAUUAAUAAAUUUUUGUUUCAAGCAGAUCCACCUACGGCAGAACUUAUUCCUAAGAAAGAUAUUCUUGGUGUUACUGUUAUAUUACUCACAUGUGCUUAUGAUAGUCGAGAAUUUGUAAGAGUUGGAUAUUAUGUUAAUAAUGAGCUUCCAGGAGUAUUAUUGAGAGACGAUGGUACUCCAGAUGUCGAAAAAUGGACAGUAGAAGAUGUUCAACGUAAUAUUCUUGCAGAAAAACCUCGUGUAACUAGAUUCAAUAUACGGUGGGAUGGAGAGGGAGGUGAAGAAAUGCCUCCUGUACAAGAUGAUGUAGAAGAAGACGAAGAAAUAUAUAGUAUGGAAGAACAAUUUGAAGAUUUUCUUGAAGAAACUGAAUACGAUGAGGAAGCAAUUGAAAUAGAUUUGGAAGGAGAAGAAACUAGUGAAUCCAAUAACUCCUAA
Messenger RNA from Pneumocystis murina B123, 642 nucleotides. RefSeq lists its product as hypothetical. Lineage: Eukaryota; Fungi; Ascomycota; Pneumocystomycetes; Pneumocystales; Pneumocystaceae. Bases 1 to 642 code for a protein of 213 amino acids. Gene Ontology annotation, molecular function: histone binding. The transcript has 3 exons. Gene Ontology annotation, cellular component: nucleus. Gene Ontology annotation, biological process: DNA replication-dependent chromatin assembly. The record is from RefSeq and is a predicted model, not a curated record.